Trichomonas vaginalis G3 is the source of this 1782-nucleotide messenger RNA. RefSeq names its product zinc ion binding. NCBI's taxonomy places the organism in Eukaryota, Parabasalia, Trichomonadida, Trichomonadidae. The transcript has a single exon. The record is from RefSeq and is a predicted model, not a curated record. Gene Ontology annotation, molecular function: nucleic acid binding; zinc ion binding. Gene Ontology annotation, cellular component: cytoplasm. Bases 1 to 1782 code for a protein of 593 amino acids.
AUGGCAACUGAGUGGAACGAGAAAACAGACUACUACGAACUUCUUGGUGUUACAGAAUCUGCAACAGAAGAAGAAUUAAAGCGUGCUUAUCGUAAGGCAGCCAUGAAAUGGCAUCCAGAUAGAAAUCACGGCAAUGAAGUUGAGGCCACUCGAGUUUUCCAACUUAUUGAGCAUGCUUACUCAAUUCUUAGCGAUAAUCAGGAACGCGCAUGGUACGAUGAUCAUAGAAACUUUAACUAUGAUGAACAAGGAGAGAUGGUAGCUACAAACGUUGACAUUUACGGCUUAUUUAAGGCAGGUGCCUUCCAUGGAUUCGAAGACGAUGCACGUGGUUUCUUCAAUGUCUUUGGAAAAGCAUUCGAAAAAUUGGCCGAAGAAGAAAAGCUCGAAGCACCAAAAUUCGGCUGGUCCAGUACACCAUACGAAGAAGUCGAGAAGUUCUAUGCCUUCUGGACAUGCUUCAAGACAACAAGAUCCUUCGCAUUCGAAGAUAUGUACCAACUCAAGGAUGCACCAAACUCCUGGUACCGCCGUCAGAUGGACAAAGAGAACAAGAGCCUUCGCCAGAAAGCAAUGAAGGAAUUCAUCUCAGCAGUCAGAGAAAUGGCUCUUUUUGCCAAAAAGAGAGAUCCCAGAAUCACAGCAGAAGUCAAGCGUAGAGAGGAAUUACUCAGAAAGAAGAAAGAAGAAGACGAACGCAAGCGCGAAGAAAAGCGUCGCCGAGAUGCCGAAGAAAUCGAAAGAAUUACAAGAGAACAUGCCCAAAAACCAGAAUUUUCCGAAGAAUCAUUACUCUACCUCAACGAAUUCGACAAAGACAAGGACGAUGACCCAGAAUGGUUCUGUGAUUACUGUGGUCGAAUUGUUGACAACGCAAACGUCUUCAAGACACAUUGCGCUACCAAGAAACACAAGAAGAUGGUUGCUACAGCCAAGAGAGACUUCUUAAAUGAUCCUACGAUCUUCGAACAUACAGCAUUUAAUUUCAUUUUACUCGGAUUGGACGAAAGUGAAAUUUUAGCUGUAGAUCCAAAUGUUGACAUGAACAACCUUGUUUCUCCAAGAGCGAACAAGAAGAAGAAACCACAAAGAGGCCAAUCACAACAAUUAGAAGCCGAAGAUGACGAAGAAGAAGAGGAAUAUGAACAAAAAGGAAAGAAGAACAAGAAAGGAAAGAACAAAAACGAUGAUGACGAUGAAGACGAAAAACCAAAGAAAGGCAAAAACAACAAUAAUAAGAAAGGCAAAAACAAAAACGAUGAUGAUGAAGAUGAAGAAGAAGAUCUUGACGAAGAAGAGUUAAGAGCAAAGAGAUUGCAAGCACAACCAUUGAGUAAGAAGGAAAGAAGGAAACUCAAGAUGCAGAAGCAGCAGCAAAAGAAGAUUGAACAAGAAAAAGCUGCUGAAAAAGCGAAAUACGCUGACCAACCAAAACUUACUAAGCAAGAAAAGAAACUCAGAGCAAUGAUGGAAGCAAGAAAGAACGCUUUGUUUGAUUACUCCGAUUUCGAUGAAGAAGAAGAACCCAAGAAAGAAGAGCCAAAGAAAGAAGAAACUGCAAAGAAAGAAGAAGAGGAAAAGAAUGAAGAAACAAAGAAACAAGAACAAGAUAAAGGAAAACAAAAAGGAAAAGGAAACCAAAAGAAUGAUGGUGUACAAAGAGCAAAGAAAGGUCAUUGUCCACCUGGAAUGUUCAUGUGCAGAAAGUGCAAGGCAAUAUUCCCUUCAAAGACAAAACUCUUCGCUCAUUUGGAAGAAUCUGGUCAUGCAACUGCUUAUUAA